Messenger RNA from Arctia plantaginis, 1740 nucleotides. The record is from the annotation of a GenBank genome assembly. NCBI's taxonomy places the organism in Eukaryota, Metazoa, Arthropoda, Insecta, Lepidoptera, Erebidae.
AUGUCGCUGUCGACGACAGAUGCUCAUCGUACAGUCGAUGUUAAAAGUGAGCGGUCCAAAAUGACAAGCCAAGUACAAGCACUGUAUGACUUCAUGGGUGAGCCUAACACUACUGAAAUGUCAAUAGUCAGUGGUGAAAUAUUAACAUUAAUCAAUACAGAAAUUGGUGAGGGUUGGUGGGAAGGAAAGAAUUCCAAAGGAGAAACAGGCUUAUUUCCAGCUGCAUAUGUAAGGAAACUAACUCCUGAAGAAUCAGUUCAAACUAAAUCAGCACCGGCAGCUCCUGCUCCACCAAGAUAUGACCAAGCAGCUGAUUCUUGGGGCGAUGUAGAAUUCAGUGCAGGUGAUAGCAACUUUCAAAGAGGAGCCUCACAUGAAGAUGGCUGGGAUGAUGAUUGGGAUGAUGACACUUACUCAGAAAUAGGACCAUCUCAACAACAAAGUAAAACUCAAUACAACCAACAACUCACCCCCUUGCCAGGCAUGCCAAUUAGUGAAUACAGUGCACACACAGAAGAAACUGCAUCUAACUAUAGCUCCACAGUGGGUACUGUUCGAAAGAGCAAGUUUGCUCCAUCGUCUAAAGUUAGCGGAGAAAGCUACUUACUUGCCACACUAAAUGUAGAAGUACCAGACUCGGAAAAAGUCUACAUAGUGCAGGAGGAAGACAGAUAUGAGUGGUGGCCCAUCACACAUCCCUACACUGUCACUGUAGCCUCCCCUAAGAAGGAAUCCAAGUUUAAGGGUAUUAAAAGUUACAUAGCCUAUCAAUUGACACCUUCAUUUAAUAAUAUACAAGUCUCUAGGAGAUACAAGCAUUUUGAUUGGUUGCAUGAAAGAUUACAAGAGAAAUUUACUCUCAUUCCAAUCCCACCUCUACCUGAUAAACAGAUUUCUGGCAGAUAUGACGAACAACUUAUCGAACGUCGCCGAGUUCAACUUCAGGAGUUUGUUGACUGGAUGUGCAGGCAUCCAGUGCUAUCAAAAUGUGAAGUAUGGCAGCAUUUCUUGACUUGUACUGAUGAAAAGCGUUGGAAGGCUGGUAAGAGGCAAGCAGAAAGGGACAACCUGCUUGGGCUAAAUUAUUGCAUAUCAAUAGUAGUACCUGAGAAAGCUUUACUGCAAUCACAAGUAGAUCACAUAACAGAGCAAUGCCAUAUGUUUAUAAACAGCAUGGACACAUCGGUUAAGUCAGUCACAAACAUGUGUAUUGUACAAACCAAGAGAUUCCAGGGCCCUUACAAAGCUGACUGUCAGAAAGUUGGGGAAGCAUUUUGUAGUUUAGCUGCAUCACUAAGCCUCGAUGAAGGCUCAUUAGCUUCAACUUCAAAACUGACCACAGCUAUCAAAAUGACAGGCAGUGCCUACAUUGAUAUAGGAAGAAUGUAUGAUGAUCAACCGAAAUAUGAUUGGGAUCCGUUGGGUGACAAAUUUCAUUUAUACAAAGGCGUUGUUGGAGGCUUCCCUGACACAUUAAAUACCCACAAAAGUGCUGUGCAGAAAAAGAGAGAAUGCGAAAGACUUACAGCUGAGGGUAAAAUGGAAGUAGCACAACUGAAUGAAGUACUGCGGAGAACUGAUGUUAUAUCAUAUGCACUUCUUGCCGAAGUUAAUCAUUUCAAAUCUGAAAGAACAAAAGAUCUGAAUGCAACUAUGCAGAAGUUCUUAAGGCAGCAAGUGCACUUUUAUAAAAAGAUUGUUGAAAAAUUAGAAACAACGCUGAGAUACUAUGAUGAAUAA